Messenger RNA from Rhododendron vialii, 1662 nucleotides. RefSeq lists its product as uncharacterized. The transcript has 2 exons. Lineage: Eukaryota; Viridiplantae; Streptophyta; Magnoliopsida; Ericales; Ericaceae. The coding region runs from base 24 to 773 and encodes 249 amino acids. The record is from RefSeq and is a predicted model, not a curated record.
UCAAAGUAGAGUUAUGGAAUAGUAUGACGGAACAGGUUGCUAGUACGCUGAUGUUUUGUGAUACAGCUAGAGCGGUGUGGACACAGGCUAAGGAGUUGUAUUCAGGUGUCAACAAUCUCCGUCGCACAUAUGAUCUUCAUCAGUCUUUCUUUAAUAUAUCUCAGGGUGAUGAUUCUUUUGAGGAUUAUUAUGCUAAGUUUCGCCGCAUUUGUAAUGAAUUGGAUAUAUGUGAGCCACUUACUACUGAUAUUCAGGUUAUACGGCGCCAGCGUGACCGCAUAAGGGUUACUCGUUUUUUAUUUGGUGAGUCAUCCACUUUUGGCCCUGUGGGUAAUCAGAUUUUGGGGAAUCGUGACUUACCUCCUCUAAGCAAGGUAUUUAGUCGUCUCCGGCAAUCAUCGUCUAUUUCUGCACCGACUUCUGGCCGUUCUGCUUUGUCUUCCACUAUUUCUGACAGUUCUGUUUUCUCUGUUAGCCAUGGUCGUGGUCAUGACUCUGGAGGCCGUGGUUUUGGUCGUGGCUUUGGUGGUCGUGACUCUGGUUUUGAUCAUCGUGGGGGUCGCAUAUCAGGGAGAGGUGGCCGCGGUCGCGGUCGUGAUUCCAGAUUUUGUACACAUUGUUGGGGUACGAAUCAUACAGUAGAGUUCUGUUAUAAUCUUCAUGGUUUUCCUAAGGCUCAUCAGGCUGCUAGCUCUCAAGAUACUGGACAGUUUACUCAGUCCUCUGCCAAUAGUGUGGCUAUUCCAGUUGAGGAGUACCAACGCUUUAUGUGAUUUCAGGCUACGACAGGAUCCUCUAUUGCUACGCUUGCUCAGACCGGUACAUCUGUUACUUGUGUUGCCUCCUCUUCUUCCUCUCCUUGGGUUAUUGACUCGGGCGCCACAGUUCAUAUGACUGGUACAUAUGUUUUCUUUGAUCGACAGCCAGUUGGUAGACCAUCUCAUGUUACCUUAGCUAAUGGCUCUACCACUGUUGUUACUGGUUUUGGUUCCGUCCUUGUCACUUCCUCUCUUACUUUGUCAUCUGUUUUACAUGUUCCUCGUUUACCGUUUAAUCUUAUGUUUGUGAGCCACCUUACAAAAUCUUUAAAUUGUUCCGUCACAUUUCUUCCUCAUGGCUGUGUAUUUCAGGAUCUUAAGUCGGGGAAGAAGAAUGGUGGGGGCAUUGAGCGAGGUGGCCUAUAUUACCUGACUAAUCCUCAGCCUGCAGCUCUUCAGACAUCAGAAUCUCCUUACCAACACUGUCGUCUAGGUCAUCCCUCUCUUCAGAGUCUGAAGCACCUUGUGCCCUCCUGUCGUUCCAUUAAUAAGUUGGUCUGUGAGGUCUGUGAGUUUAGUAAACACCAUAGAGUCACUUUUUUACCUAGGGUUGAGUGUCGUGCGUCACGUCCUUUUCAGUUAGUUCAUUCAAACAUUUGGGGUCCUAUUCAUGUGCCCAGUGUUUCUGGUUUUCAAUAUUACGAUAUUUUUGUGGAUGAUUAUUCUCAUAUCACAUAUCUUUAUCUAAUGAAAGAGCGAUCUGAAUUGAAAUCUGUUGUUCAAACUUUUUACAUGGAAGUCAAGAAUCAAUUUGAUACUUGUGUUAAGAUAUUUCGUUCAGAUAAUGCCCGCGAAUAUUUUCACCAUCUCCUUCCUCAGUUUUUCGCUGAUCAUAGCAUUGUUC